AUGGAGCAGGAACGGGGCGCGGAGUUCUCUACCCGUCCAAAUCUCCAGCUACAAGCCUCCACUUUCUCUACCUACCCGGAGCCAACCCUCUCUCCGUCUUUCAAAGUCGAUGAAGGCUAUUCCGACGAUACACGAAGCCAGUCAGAAAAGGAGCUCAUAAGCGACAAUGUCAUGAUGCUCCCGGACUGGGUCCUCGCCCAGAGCGAGGCAAAUCGAGCUGAACUCGCAUACAGCCUGCUUCGCUCUCUCUCGACGACUGCGCUCGCCGGCGUCGUUGAACGUCUCAAUCCGCUACUCCAUAUGGACCCGGUUGUCAAGCUGCCUCCUGAGUUGACCUUCCAAAUUUUCUCCUACCUCGAACCGCGCACCCUUCUGAACGCAACACUCGCAUCCCGCUCGUGGCGUAGCCGGAUCUUGAACUCGGGACUUUGGCGCGUCCUGUACAUCGAUGAAGGGUGGCGGGUGGAUACAAAAGCAAUUCGUCGUUACGAAUUGGAGCAUUCCGAAGCUCUUUCUCCACAAACUCGCAAGUCGCGUCCUCGCCAUUCCGAAACCGACCUAGGGGAACCGAAGCACAAGAAGCGCGUCCCACCAGAAUGGCUGAACUCGCGCAGCAUUGAAGGCCCAAGUGCUUCCGAUACAAAUGGCCACACAUCCACCCCGGCAGACUAUGAGGGUGACCAUCAUAUGACAGACGCGAAUGACCGCGUAUCGCUGGUCUCAGCCGAAGGCACGGCGGAUGUGCCUACGGCGACCAUACUCCAACUCCCAUCUUUGCUUUCUCCUCCCCUCAAGCCGUCACUUUUGAUGCGCUACCCGGAUGGAACCGCGAGACUAAACUGGAUUUAUCUUUACAAGCAGCGCCGGCGCUUAGAAGCGAACUGGCACCACGGCCGCUACACGAAUUUCCAGCUCCCAGACCCAUCAUAUCCAGAGGAAGCCCACAAGGAAUGCGUUUAUGCAAUCCAGUUCGAGGGCCGCUGGUUAGUCAGUGGCAGUCGCGACCGGACAGUACGGGUCUGGGACCUAGAAACGAAGAGAUUGUGGCAUAAGCCCCUCGUGGGACACUCGAAAUCAGUCCUGUGCCUCCAGUUUGACCCGAGCCCUGAGGAAGACGUGAUUAUCUCCGGAAGCAGUGAUCGUUCGGUGAUCAUAUGGAGCUUUUCAACAGGCCGCAAGAUACACAAAAUUGAAAAUGCGCAUGCUGAUUCGGUCCUAAAUCUCAAAUUCGACCAUCGAUACCUGGUGACUUGCUCGAAAGACCGAACGGUCAAAGUCUGGAAUCGUCGAUAUCUUGUCCCAACACACGAGGACUAUCCCCGCAUCUGCAAAACCGGUGGCGCGACUUAUCCUUCUUAUAUCGUUGACCUUAACGAGAUUGCUCCCAGUGUUCUGGAGGCUUCUCUCGCUAAUGGACAGAUCAAGGGUUUGUCACCAUUUUCCAUGCUCAUGGUGGUUGAAGGUCACGGUGCCGCAGUCAACGCUAUGCAGCUCCACGGGGACGAAAUUGUAACAGCCUCCGGUGACCGCACUAUCAAAGUGUGGAAUAUUCGCACUGGAACAUGCGUAAAGACCCUGAUGGGACAUGAGAAGGGCAUUGCAUGUGUCCAGUUUGAUAGCCGCCGAAUCAUCAGCGGUAGCAAUGACAACACCGUACGGAUAUAUGACCACAUAUCUGGAGCCGAAGUCGCUUGUCUUCGGGGGCACAACAAUCUUGUCCGCACAGUUCAAGCAGGAUUUGGAGAUCCACCCGGCGCCGAUGAAGCCCUCCGGCAAGAGGCCCUUGAGGUUGAGAAUGCAUUUUGGAAGGCUCAACAAGACGGUGAGAAUGCUGACUUGGGCCCGCGCGCCCUGCGACGUGCGGGAUAUCGCACAAACACGGCGGGGUCUCGCGACCCUCGGGAUAUUCCAGCUCUUGGCGCAAAAAUUCCGCCAGGUGGUGGAGGUAGCUCUUGGGGGCGUAUCGUAUCCGGCUCCUACGACGAAUCAAUCCUUAUCUGGCACAAGGAUCGAGAUGGUGCCUGGUCAAUAGGGCAUCGUUUGCGUCAAGCUGAUGCUGUAGCGAAUGCUGUUCGGGCAAACCUCAGCGAAGCUGCAAGAGUGGCCGUUGCGGCCCAGGCCCAACAAUUACAGGCCGCACAAGUUUUGAUGACCCUACCUGUUGCCCGGAAUCCUACCCAAAACACCACCCCUGAAGCCGCAGAUCCAGCUCCUGAGCAGAAUGAGAAUGAUGCUGAACCUGCCGUUAAUGAUGACAAUUCCGAUGCACCUGCCGCCCCCGCGCAACAAGAUAACACUGUUGAUCGAAACGGCGAACCCGCGCCUCCUUUAGACUUACCACUACUUGCUCCUGCUCUCCAUCCACAAGUUCUGAAUCAAGCUGGCCUGCCACACCACAUCAACGGGCGACCCCCACGUCCAGCACACAACCCCCCGACGUCAAGAGUUUUCAAGGUGCAAUUCGACUCUCGCAAGAUUGUUUGUGCCAGUGUGGAUCCUCGCAUAGUUGGCUGGGACUUUGCAUGCGGCGAUGAGGAGAUCGAGGAGGCGUGUCCGUUUUUCCAAGGCCUCUGA
Penicillium chermesinum is the source of this 2574-nucleotide messenger RNA. RefSeq names its product F-box and WD domain protein. NCBI's taxonomy places the organism in Eukaryota, Fungi, Ascomycota, Eurotiomycetes, Eurotiales, Aspergillaceae. Gene Ontology annotation, molecular function: dynein complex binding; microtubule plus-end binding. Gene Ontology annotation, cellular component: nuclear envelope; microtubule associated complex; cytoplasmic microtubule. The transcript is spliced from 2 exons. Gene Ontology annotation, biological process: microtubule organizing center organization; nuclear migration; establishment of mitotic spindle orientation. The record is from RefSeq and is a predicted model, not a curated record. The coding region runs from base 1 to 2574 and encodes 857 amino acids.